Molecule: messenger RNA, 1347 nt
Organism: Blepharisma stoltei
Lineage: Eukaryota; Ciliophora; Heterotrichea; Heterotrichida; Blepharismidae
Source: the annotation of a GenBank genome assembly
AUGUUUGUAACAAGUAUUCCUAGAGACUCCCACAAAUCCCACCAUGCUUUCACCAAAGAACUAAGCGAUAGAAUUUCGAAGCUAAAAAUAAUCACUGAAAAUAAUGGCUUAGAUUUUCCUCCCACUUUGCUGUCUGCAGCAAAGGAACUUUCAGAUAGCACAACACAUUUAUCAGUUCUCCAUUGCGAGCAGGAAAAUCCUUCUCCUUUGUAUACUUCACAUACAAAAAGUGAUUUAGGGAUUCCUCCUCCACAGGAUCUGGAUAAAACAGACAAAAAAACAUCAGAAACUUUUGAACUUGGCAGCAGACUUUUAAAUUCCAGUUUCAGUGAGAGCGAAUCUGAAAGUGAAUUGGAUACCACACAAUUGAAAAAAAAGUCUAAAAGCUUGAUUAAGGGACUAAAGCAGCAAUUGAAGCAUUUCAGCUUUGCACAGUCAAAAUAUUUGGAGACUAGUGCGAGGAGUGAAACUGAAACGUCGAUAUAUAAAGAAGACUUAGUGAGCUUGCAUAAAUCAGCAACCGAGGUGCUUAAUGAAACUUUGAAGACCAAACAUGAAAUAAAGAUGAUGAGAAAAAAUUUUGAGGCGGCUUGUGAUAGGGUAGAAACGCCUGCAAAAUUCCCCAACUUAAAUAAAAGGGAUUUCUUAGAAGUAGAGCAUGAAUUUAUUGAAGAAGAAUCUUCAGAUAUCAGAAGUCUUGCAAUACAAAUUAAAGAAAUCCAAACAGAAAUAGAUUCCAUUAAUCAAAGAAUUACAACAGGACAAGAAGAAUUUAAAUUAAAAGAAAAAGAACAAACUGAGCUGAUGAGCACAAUUUUAAAGUUAAGAGAAAGCUUACUCCGAACAAAACCAUUAGAAAAUCCUUAAUUUUGGAAAAAACUCACUGACAAAAAUUUUUUAAUAUAAAAAUAUUAUUAUAAUGAAAUCUCGAGCUAAUUCUGUUUAAUUUUAAAAUUAAAUUAGUAUUUGGUUUAAAAAUUAUUUCGAAGUGGGAUUUUUUUAAAUUGAAAAAAAAAUUAUAAAAAUUUAUAUAUAACUCUUCCACUUAAAUAGGCAGCCAUGUAUCCGACGUCUCCUAGACUGCCAGGAUGGACUUCAAAAACACAUCUUGGCGAAACUAACCCUUGAAAUAGAAAAUUCACCUGAUAAUUAGAUUUUCUAUUUCAAGGGUUGAUUGCUCCAACCCCGAGCAUAUGGUAAUCCACUUAAGUGGAUGAGCUAUAUAUAAAUUUUAAAAAAAAGAACAAAAUUUUUGUUCGCUCACAGAGGAGUGAGUUAGCAAAUAAUAACAGCUGUGUCAUAGACACUGACGAAAAGAAAGAUUCAUGCAAGUGCAUCGUUUUUUAA